Messenger RNA from Elephantulus edwardii (Cape elephant shrew), 1158 nucleotides. It is a transcript of the gene MTERF2, whose product is annotated as MTERF domain containing 3. The coding region runs from base 1 to 1158 and encodes 385 amino acids. Gene Ontology annotation, molecular function: double-stranded DNA binding. The transcript has a single exon. The record is from RefSeq and is a predicted model, not a curated record. Gene Ontology annotation, cellular component: mitochondrial matrix. Lineage: Eukaryota; Metazoa; Chordata; Mammalia; Macroscelidea; Macroscelididae. Gene Ontology annotation, biological process: termination of mitochondrial transcription; regulation of DNA-templated transcription.
AUGCUUUGGACGUUACUCCCGAGAGCCCAGGCUUGUAGACUCUGCGCCAUAAAAAAGAUACUCCCAGCUCCAGAAUACAGACCUGGUUUCAUGUGCAUCCUCUACACAACUGAUACACAGUCAAAGAAGGAAAACAAAAGGACAGUGGACAAGCUCUCUAAGUUAUCAGUUGACCUGAGAAAAAUCCGCAGGCUGAAAGGAUGGGUACUUUGGGAGGAUAACACCUACAUUGAAGAAAUUGUAAAUAUUUUACGAGAAAUAGGUGCUGAGGAGGGUGCGAUAGCCCAAAUUUUGGAACAUUUCCCAGAAGCUAUUGUCUGCAGUCCAGCUGCUGUUAAUGCCCAGAGAGAAGUGUGGCGACUAGUCUGCAGAAAUGAAGGUGAGUUACUUAAAUUAAUUGAACAGUUCCCAGAGUCCUUCUUUACUGUUAAAGACCAAGAGAACCAGAAACGCAAUGUUGAGUUCUUUCAAGAGUUGGGACUCAGAAAUAUUGUCAUCAGCAGAUUUUUAACCACUGCACCUAGUAUUUUUCACAAUCCUGUGGAAACUAAUAAGCAGAUGAUAAAGAUUCUUCAAGAGAGUUACCAAAAUUUAGGUGGCUCUGAAGCCAACAUGAAAGUUUGGCUACUGAAAUUAUUAAGCCAAAACCCAUUUAUUUUGUUGAAUUCUUCUGCAUCCGUAAAGGAAACGGUGGAAUGUCUCCAGAAGCAAAGUUUUACAAACUCUGAAAUUCUCCAACUUCUGUCCAGACUUAAGGGAUUCCUUUUUCAGCUUAGUCCAAGAAGUAUCGAGAACAGUAUUUCCUUCUCUAAAAAUGCUUUUAAAUGCACAGAUGAUGACCUAAAACAGUUAGUUUUGAAGUGCCCUGCCCUUUUAUAUUACUCUGUUCCAGUUUUGGAAGAAAGGAUCCAGGGAUUAUUGAAAGAAGGGAUUUCCAUACCUCAGAUAAGAGAGGUGCCAAUGGUUCUUGAGUUAACCCCACAGAUAGUGCAGUACAGGAUAAGAAAACUCAAGUCUUUAGGCUACAGGAUAAAGGAUGGACAUCUAGCAGAUCUUAAUGGAACCAAAAAAGAGUUUGAGGCCAACUUUGGCAAAAUCCAAGCCAAAAAUAGAAGGCCGUUGUUUAACCCUGUGGCACCAUUAAAUGUUGAAGAAUAA